AUGUCGGCUACAAAAGUUAAUCCAGAUUUGCAAAGAGAAAGAGAUAACUGUACCUUUAAUGUUACUGAGCUGACUAAUCUCUUAGAUGGGGGAGUCCAAAAAACAACAGACAGAAAAUUGCAAGAAGACAGAGUUCUCAGAGAACUUAUGAGUACAAAUGAUGUACCAGCAGUAUACUUAAGUCACAAAGAGAAAUAUGAAGCUGCUGUUAAGAAGGCAUGUGCAAUGUUCCAAAUGAUAAGACGCCUACAGGAUGAAGAGAAUGCAGGAAUGGAAAACUAUCAGGCUUUGCUUGGAGGCACUUUAGGUUCAGCUAUUCUUGGUGAUGGAAAUCCACUGACAUUACAUUAUGUUAUGUUUAUACCCACUAUCAUGGGCCAAGGAACUGUUGAACAACAAGCUUACUGGAUCGGCAGGGCUUUCAACCUUAGUAUUAUUGGUACUUAUGCGCAGACUGAGUUGGGCCACGGCACAUUUAUCCGUGGAUUAGAGACGACAGCCACUUACGACCCUGAAACGAAAGAGUUCGUUUUGAACAGUCCAACUCUAACAGCCUACAAGUGGUGGCCCGGUGGACUGGCGCACACGGCUAAUUACUGCAUUGUCAUGGCCCAGCUGUACACUCAGGGCAAGUGUUACGGCAUCCACCCGUUCAUAGUGCAGCUGAGGGACGAGGAAACGCAUAUGCCCUUGUCUGGCAUUAAGGUCGGCGAAAUCGGCGCCAAGCUUGGCAUGAACGGCACCAACAACGGGUUCUUGGGUCUAGAGAACGUCAGGAUACCGAGAGAUCACAUGUUGAUGAAGAACUCGAAGGUCUUAGAGGACGGUACAUACGUGAAUGCACCCAGCUCUAAGCUAACAUAUGGCACAAUGAUGUUUGUGCGCGUUAUGUUGUGUAACGAUAUGUGCAAUUACAUAGCAAAGGCUGUUACCAUAGCAACCAGAUACUCCGCUAUAAGGCGGCAAUCUCAACCGAAACCCAACGAGCCGGAGCCACAGAUUCUAGACUAUGUAACGCAGCAACAUAAGCUGUUUGUCGGCAUCGCGUCUGUGCACGCCUUCAAACUGAACGCCGAUUGGAUCUGGAAUAUGUAUAACAACGUCACCGCUGAAAUGGAGAGUGGGGACUUGGAACGACUGCCCGAGCUCCACGCUCUAUCGUGUUGCCUGAAAGCAGUUGUGACUGCUGACGCCGCUGAAAACGUGGAGCGAUGCCGGUUGGCGUGCGGAGGUCAUGGUUACAUGCUGUCUUCGAAUUUGCCCCUAACUUACGGUUUGGUGACCGCUGCCUGCACUUAUGAAGGGGAAAACACUGUGUUGUUAUUGCAAACUGCCAGAUACCUAGUGAAAGCAUGGCAACAGGCAUCUGCUGGAAACAGUUUAACGCCAACUGUGGCGUACAUAGGACGUGUGAGCAAGGGUCGUCGGUCCCCACCAUGGGACAAUACUAUUGAAGGCAUUGUUGAAGGAUUCCAUAAUGUUGCCGCGGGAAAGAUAGGAUUGUGCGUGACACAGAUUGAAAAGAGACAGAAGGAAGGCAUGUCAUACGAGGACGCGUGGAAUAUGACCUCUGUGCAACUAACAUCCGCCUCUGAGGCCCACUGUCGCGCUAUCAUCUUAGGAACAUACUUUAAUGAAACCGAGAAAUUAGUGAAGGGCGUUUCCGCUGAAUUAAAGACUGUUAUGUUGCAGCUAGUUGAUUUGUAUGUGGUCUACUGGGCGCUGAACCGUAUGGGAGACUUACUUAGGUUUACAUCGAUAUCCGAACGCGAUAUCGAACAACUGCAGAACUGGUAUGAGAACACACUUACCAAGCUACGAAUCAAUGCUGUGGGUCUUGUUGACGCAUUUGACAUCAGGGAUGAGAUAUUAAGCUCCACUCUAGGAUCAUACGAUGGCCGCGCAUACGAACGCCUCAUGGAAGAAGCUAUGAAAAGCCCCCUUAACGCCAAACCAGUCAACGAAAGCUUUCACAAAUAUCUAAAACCUUUUAUGCAAGGGAAACUUUGA
This is a messenger RNA of Leptosia nina, 2010 nucleotides long. NCBI's taxonomy places the organism in Eukaryota, Metazoa, Arthropoda, Insecta, Lepidoptera, Pieridae. The record is from the annotation of a GenBank genome assembly.